Messenger RNA from Entamoeba dispar SAW760, 2568 nucleotides. RefSeq lists its product as uncharacterized. The record is from RefSeq and is a predicted model, not a curated record. The transcript is spliced from 2 exons. Bases 1 to 2568 code for a protein of 855 amino acids. NCBI's taxonomy places the organism in Eukaryota, Evosea, Mastigamoebida, Endamoebidae.
AUGGAAUCGGGUGAUGAAUUUCAUACUAAUUGGAGUGGUUAUGCUACUGAAUUUAAAACUGCUAGACAGCCCAUAGAUAAUGAAGUACAGUUUUAUAGAUUUGGUGGUAGACCAUAUGUUCCUUAUACUCCUCUUGCUGGUAGUGGUGGAGAUAAAAAAGAUGACGAGAAGAAAGAGGAACCACUAAAACAAUAUAAUGAAUCUGAAUGGGAACCUAUGAAAGUAUAUGAUCCUCGUACUGGUAAGAUGAGAUUAUUAAAUACAUUACAAGAGUAUCUUGAUUAUCGACUUGAAAAUAAACUCGAUCAACAGGGUGUUAAUGAUGUUAUUAAUAAAUUACUUGAAGGUAGUCGUUAUAAAAUUGAAGAUGGUAAAUUGGUUGAAACUGGAGAAGAUAAAGUUGAAGCUGGUAAGUUAUUAUAUGACCCUUAUUUUAAUGUUAAUCCUAAUUGGAGUCAACGUAGAGAGAGAUAUGAUCAAUAUGUACCUAAUAUUGUUACUUAUGAUGAUUAUAAUGAAGAGAUUGAAAAGAAAAUUAAAUAUCUCAGACGGGAAAAUAAACAUAUUAAAGAACAAUUAAAGGCUGGAGGUCUUCAGCAUCAACAAAUUAAUCAAAUGGUUAGAGAAAAUCAGAGGCGUAUUGAUAUACUUGAAAAAGAAAACAUUGAUUUAAAGCGUAAUCAACAACAGUUUGUUACUAAGGAAGAUUUAAGAGCUUAUGAUAUAUUUCUUCGAAAACGUUUUGGUUAUUCCGAAAGAAUAUUAGAAGAAAUGACUACUAUACUUAAUGAUAUGAGACCAGUAGUUUCUCGUAUACCUGAAUUUGAGAAGUUACUUGGUCAAUAUGGUAAUGAUAUAAAUAAUGUUUAUGGAACACUUGGUAAAUUAAAUGAGGAGAUUGAGAAGAGUUACAAAGCAAUGAAUGCUCGUGAUCGUAUGUAUAAUGCUGGUUUGAAUGCUCUUUCUAAUGCAAUUUAUGUUUCUAAGAAUGAACAGCGUAUUAUGCAUACUCUUAUAAACGGUAUUAUUGCUGGUAUAAAUGAAAUGAAAGUUAAUCAACCUGAUUUAUACAAGUCCGAAUUUAAUAAUAUCAAUAACAUUUUGGAUAAGCUUAAUUUACGUAUUGAUCAAAGUAAUGAACGUAUUAGAGUAUUAGAAGGUGAAAAUAAAACAUAUGCUAGUGAUUUUGAUUAUUUGGAGAAGAAUUUUUCUCAGAUUGAUAGAAAAAUGAGUCAAGAAGUUUUUAAACAGGAAACUGAUCAAGUUACAUUUAGUAAAUGGAAACUUAUUAGCGAUAUAACAAAAUUAAUGGGUAAUAAAUUUUAUAUUAACGAAAAUCAAGUUGCUCAAUAUAUUAGAAGUAUUCCUGAUCCUGCUAUGCGUGCUGGAGCUAAACGACGUUUUGAUGCUAAGUUUGGUGCUAUUGCUAGUAAUAUUAGAAAAUAUAACGAAGGAAAGAUACGAGACAUGUCUGCUGCUAUUAAUUUGAUUGCUGAUAUACAAGAAGAAGUUGGAAAAGGUAAUGAAUUAGCUAAUAACGCUUUUAAUGUUUUAGGUGGUAAUAGACCUGGUAGAGGUGAUGAUGGAAAUGAUAAAGUUUCUGUUUUGAUUCCUGUUGCUACUCGUGUUCGUGAUGUUAAACUUGAAAGACCUUCUUUUGUUUUGGACCCUACUGUUAACGAGAAGUUAAAAAAGUUGAAUGAAGAAUUUCCCAGAAUUGUUAAAGAGUUUUCUAGAAAUCGUCCUCUUGAAUAUGGUCCUAAUCGUCAUUUCUUUGAUCAAGUAUUGAAAAGAGUAAGUGUUGCUAAAAAUAUAUUUGAGGAACACGAUUAUACAAUUCCUAUUAAUAGUGUUGCUGUUGGAAAUUUUAUUGAUAGUUUUACUGAUUUUAUAAAUAAAUUGAAUAAUAAUACUUACAACUUGAAUGACUUAUUACAGGCUUCUAAUAUUCUCGAUAAAGAUAUUGAUAAAUUGGGAAUUGAAUAUAAAACGAAUUCUGAAUUAGAUAGGCAGUUAAUAUAUAAUAAAGCGCUCCAAAUUAAUGAUACUACUCCCGAACGACUUGACAACGCUUUUAGAAAUACUGUUACGAGAAGAUAUAUUGAUGAAUAUUAUAGAGCUGAUAAACGAUUAUUGAAUAAUGAUCAGGUACAGGGUAUAGUUGCAAAUGCUGUUGUCGGAGGAGCUGCUGUACCAGUUGAUAAUAAUAUACAUAUUGCUGGAAAAGGAAAUAAGAAAUACGAUGUUAAGUUUAUGCGUGCUGAUGUUAAAAAAUCUUUCUUAAAGGGAAAGAGUGUUGAAGAAUUGAAACCUGGUAAUUAUCAAGUUAAACUUGGAAAGAAAUCUCCUGUUGAUCCUUAUAGUCUUACCGAUGCACAGAUAAUUGGUUUGGUUCAAGAACAGAUAGCUAAUGAACGUCUUGAAGAAGAUCGUCGUAAAAGGCUUGAAUAUUAUGAUACUCAUACUGUUAGUCAUAAAACUGUUGAUGGAAGUCCUUAUGAUCCUUCUCAGAGUAGUUCUAUAGAAAAUGUUAAGGAAAUUAAAAAAAAGAAAAAGAAAUUUAAUUAA